This is a messenger RNA of Daldinia decipiens, 1094 nucleotides long. RefSeq lists its product as uncharacterized. The transcript has a single exon. Lineage: Eukaryota; Fungi; Ascomycota; Sordariomycetes; Xylariales; Hypoxylaceae. The record is from RefSeq and is a predicted model, not a curated record. Bases 288 to 1061 code for a protein of 257 amino acids. Gene Ontology annotation, molecular function: FAD binding.
UCUGCACGAUUUAUACUCAUUACCUCUUUCCCGCGGCCCAUUACAGCCGGUCUAGUUAUGUGUUCGCCGGUGUGCUACGUUCGCUCGGCUGAAACAGGAGAUGACGGAGAUAAUCGGCCGCGAGAAUUAAGGGGCAGCAUUCUAAAUAUCUAACAUGAUGCGUCUGCACCCGGUGAUUCAUACUAAGGUAUAAACCCGCGAUACUUUCUAAUUGAAGCUAAAUCUCUUGUAUAUAUGGUGUUUCUCCGCCAUCCACACAACCACCCCACAAAAUACCUGCCGAGACCAUGGCGAGAAUGAAGGUCUUAAUUAACGGCGGGGGUAUCGCCGGUGGCGCCCUCGCAUUCUGGCUCUCGAAGAUCGGCCACGAAGUCACGGUGCUCGAAUGGUUUCCCACACUGCGAACUACCGGACUUAAACUAGAUAUGCGAGGUCAUGGGAUCGAAGUCAUGAAGCGUAUGGGCCUUGAGAAGGAUUUCCGGACAAGGAUGGCUCCAGAACAAGGUCUACAGAUAGUCAACCAUGUGGGUAAACGGCGAGCCCUCUUCCCGGCGAACAAGUCUGGCAAAGGACUGCAGAGCUUCACGACCGAUUAUGAGAUCAUGAGGGGUGAUCUAUGUCGCCUCUUAUACGACCACUCCAGGGAUCGGACCAAGUAUGUCUUCGGGACGUCAGUCGAAAACUUCGAGCAGAACGAUAACGGGGUGAAUGUUAGACUUACGGAUGGCAAGAAAGGCCGAUUCGACCUCCUGGUUAGUGCAGAUGGGCAAAAUUCAAGAACACGUAGGAUGAUGCUCGGGUCCGACUCGGAAGGACUCCACCCGCUCCGCGGAAUUUACAUAGCAUAUUUCACGAUGAAUAAGCCGAUUAAAAAAGGAGAAGAAUAUCUCGCGACAGCAUACACCGCCACCGGAAGACAUGGGCCUCGUCAAGCUAGACUCGUGGUCCCGCGGACGCGUAGCCCUCGUAGGAGACGCCGCGUACUGCCCCACUGCGAAUACGGGGAUGGGAACUACGUCCGCUAUCGUAGGCGCAUACGUCCUCGCCGAAGAAAUCGGUAGAUACUGCAAGAACAGCACCGGUGAGCUAGACAA